CUCUUCCGCACCAACCGAACGAUCGCCACUCGCCCCAUGAGCCUCGCUGCGCGCCUGCGCCACUACACCAACCGUUUGGUCCGCACGCUCCACCCAUCUCGGAUUCCUCCCCCACUACAAAGCGCCGCGCGGCCGGCAUCGCACUCGCACCGACGCCGGGAGCGAGCGGUGAUGGCGGCGGCGGCGGACCCGGACACGGAGGUGCAGGCGGACUUCUUCCCGAUGGUCCGCCAGUACAGGAGCGGCCGCGUGGAGAGGUUCAUGAACAUGCCCCCGCUCCCGGCCGGCACCGACCCGGCCACGGGCGUCGCGUCCAAGGACGUCGUCCUCGACCCGGCCACGGGCGUCUGGGCGCGCCUCUUCCUCCCGCCCGGCGUCCCCAAGGGCAAGAAGCUCCCCGUCGUCGUCUACUACCACGGCGGCGCCUACGUGGUCGGCUCCGCGGCCGACCCGUUCACGCACAGCUAUCUCAACGCGCUCGUCGCGGAGGCCGGCGUCCUCGCGGUGGCGCCCGAGUACCGCCUCGCGCCGGAGCACCCGCUCCCGGCCGCCUACGACGACUCGUGGGAGGCGCUCAGGUGGGUGGCCUCCCACGCCGCGGGCGGCACCGGGCCGGAGCCGUGGCUCGCCGAGCACGGCGACUUCUCCCGCGUGUUCCUGGCCGGGGCCAGCGCGGGGGGCACCAUCGCGCACGUCGUGGCGGCGCGCGCUGGCGGGCACGGCGCCGGCGGGCUCGGGAUGCGCGUCAGGGGCCUCCUGAUCGUGCACCCCUACUUCAGCGGCGCGGCGGACAUCGGCGACGAGGGGGCGGCGGGGAAGGAGCGCAAGGCGCGCGCCGACGCGUUCUGGCGGUUCCUGUACCCGGGCUCCCCCGGGCUCGACGACCCGCUGUCCAACCCGUUCUCGGAGGCCGCCGGCGGGAGCGCGGCGCGGGUCGCGGCGGAGCGCGUCCUCGUCUGCGUCGCCGAGGAGGACGAUCUGCGCGACAGGGGCGUCUGGUACUACGAGAACCUCAAGGCCAGCGGAUACCCGGGCGAGGUGGAGCUGCUCGAGUCCACGGGCGAGGGCCACGUCUUCUACUGCAUCAACCCGAGGUGCGACAAGGCGAGGGAGAUGCAGGAGCGCGUCCUGAGUUUCCUACGCAAGUGACUGCGCGCCCGUGUGAGCAGACAACCACGCGCACGCAUGUGAGAUGGAAUAAUUUUACUGCCCGGGAGGCGGCCGUGUUUGAGCCUGGUGCUCGUGUACUCUCAUGCUUCCAUUGUCUCUCGAAAACAUUAUGGGUAGCCCCCAGUCGGUGACUCUCAUCGUAUUAUUGAGAUCUGACGAUCA
Setaria italica (foxtail millet) is the source of this 1332-nucleotide messenger RNA. RefSeq names its product 2-hydroxyisoflavanone dehydratase. Bases 37 to 1149 code for a protein of 370 amino acids. NCBI's taxonomy places the organism in Eukaryota, Viridiplantae, Streptophyta, Magnoliopsida, Poales, Poaceae. Gene Ontology annotation, molecular function: hydrolase activity. The transcript has a single exon. The record is from RefSeq and is a predicted model, not a curated record.